CUCUCUCUCUCAUCUAGGGGUUAUGUACUCUAUCUAUAUACUCUACAUCGAGCACUUUUAUUACGUAUAAUCCUAACCCAAUGAGAGCGGAGAUAAUAGAUAGGAGAAAUGCUACCUAAACGACCCCAUAAGAUGCAAAAUUACAUUCUGGUGCUUUCUCUCCUCGCUCUCUUCUUUUCCUCCUCCUCGCCCGUAGUCGGCGACGUUUUGAACUCCACCGCCGACUUCGCGGCGCUCUACAGCCUCCGCGCCUCCCUAGGGAUCCGGUCCAGGGACUGGCCCCGCAAAGCCGACCCGUGCACCAACUGGGCCGGGGUCGGGUGCCGGACCGGCCGGGUAGUGUCGCUCACCCUCUCCGGCCUGCGCCGAACCCGGCUCGGCAAGCUCGACCCCCGGUUCGACGUCGACGGGCUGCGGAACCUCUCCCGCCUAGUCGUCUUCAACGCGUCCGGUUUCCUCCUCCCCGGUCCGAUCCCGGUCUGGUUCGGCCGGUUGUCGCUGACCGACCUCGGCCUCCGGUUCACCGGGAUCAACGGUUCGAUCCCGGUCGAGCUGGGCCGGGUCGGCACCCUCAGAACCCUAGACCUCUCGCACAACAGCCUCGGCGGUUCGGUUCCGGCCCAGCUCGGUAACCUUACCGCCCUCGCUACCGUCGAUCUCAGCCACAACAACCUCUCCGGUAACCUCACUGCGUCGCUCUUAUCUCUCCCCUACUUAACGCUCCUCGACGUCUCCGCGAAUAACCUCACCGGGGAGUUACCCGACCCUUCGCUUUGGGGCGCCAAUGCGACGGGGGAGGUCGUCUUCAACCUCUCGACGAACCUCUUCUACGGCCCGAUCCAAACCCUAAUCGAAGGGCGCGUUCUCCGGCGAUUUCGAUCCCUCGAUGUCUCCGACAACUACUUCGAAGGGCAAUCAGCGAUCGGUGGAGCGAUCACCAACGCGUCGCUCGCUUUGAACUGCUUCCGCAAUGCUUCGGAUCAGAGAAACCCUAUCGAUUGCGAGGAGUUCUAUCGGAAGAGGGGAUUGGUGUUCGAUGAUCCCACCGCCCCUCCGCCGCCUCCGCCGCCUCCGCCGCCGGAGUCUUCGGUGGGGAAGAGGAGUAGUAAGUGGAAGUACAUUGUAGCAUCUGUAGUUGGGGGCGUUGCGUUGCUUGUUGUAUUGAGCGCGGUGAUCAUCUUGUGCGCCCUGAGAUCGAGAACCAGUAGGCAACGAGUACCAGAGGGCAGUACUGUUAAUGUUGGCCGUUCUUCAGGGGUGGCGCCGCUUCCGCCGUCGCCAAGUAACCCUAGGAGCUCCUCUUCCACCGGUCCGGAUGCGACCUCGUACGAGCGGUUUCUUAAGGCGACCGAGGGGUUCGGCAAUGACAACCUCAUCAAGCACGGUCGUACCGGAGAUCUUUACCAUGGCAUGUUAGAGGAUGGGGCUCAAGUGGUGGUAAAGAGGAUCGACGGAAAGAAGACGGUGAAGAAGGAAUGGAUUGUUGGGGAAUUGGGUUUCUUCGCGAAGGUCUCGCAUGAACGAUUCGUGCCGUUUUUGGGGCAUUGCUCUAAGGGCAAGGAGGAUGAGGAAGAGGUGCUUUUGGUUUAUAAGUAUGUGAUUAAAGGGGACCUUACUGAGGCUCUGCAUAGGAAGCCCGGGAUGGAGGAAGAGGGUUUGGCAUCGUUGGAUUGGAUUACGAGGUUGAAGAUCGCAAUAGGCGUGGCGGAGGCUCUGUGUUUUCUGCAUCAUGAGUGUGAUCCACCUCUUGUUCACAGAGAUAUUCAAGCAAGCAGCGUUCUUCUUGAUGAUAAAUUUGAAGUGCGUCUUGGAAGUUUGAGUGAAGUAUGCGCCCAGCAAGUGGAUGGACCCCAGAAUGUUUUUACCAGAAUGUUGAGAUCAUCAAAGACGCUCGACAAAGGCACUUCAGGCUCUCCUGCAACGUAUACGUAUGACAUCUACUGCUUUGGAAAAGUUCUUCUCGAGUUGGUAACAGGAAAGCUCGGCAUAAGUGCUUCCUAUGAUGGCUCCACAAAUGAAUUGCUUGAGAAUAUAGUAACUAAUAUCAAUAUAUAUGAAAAGGAGCUCGUGACAAAGAUUAUGGAUCCUUCCCUUAUUGUGGAUGAAGAUCAUUUAGAGGAGGUCUGGGCUGUGGCUAUUGUGGCUAAAUCUUGUCUAAACCCUAAACCUGCUCGAAGGCCACUAGCUCGCUACAUACUCAAAGCCCUAGAGAACCCAUUAAAGGUGGUGAGAAACGAUAGCCGCUCUAAUUCGGCUCGUCUCAAGAGUGCUUCCUCUCGCAGCUCAUGGCAAGGCGCUUUCCGUGGAAGCUGGCGGCAGAGCUCAGAAACCGCUUCAGCUUCGGGAAGGUGGAGAGACGAUCGGAGUUUUAGGCUUUCAGUCCGAUCUCAAGGGAGCGGAGGAGACCACUCAUUCUCAUUAAGAAGAUCAUCGAGAGAGAUUGGUCCGGAGCCGGUAGGAUUGAAGGAAGAAGAUACAAGUGAAUAGGAAAAUGGCAUUUUAUGUUUCUUUUGUCUGUAAUUCUUUCCCGAGCUUCUCCAUUUGGGCUCACAUUGUUUGGCAUUGAUCUGCAUCAUGUAAUUUACCGCAAAAACGAGGGUGGUAUAUACGGAAAUCAAAUUUCCUUUCAGACAUUCUUUGGGGAGUUCAAUAAGCAGCUCGACGGCCGGAUUAGCAAAGAAAUUAGAGGAGAUUGGGGUUGCAGUUGCUGCUGUAUCUGUAUCUGCUGUGUGUGCAGUUUGUCUUUUUAUUUUUUUCCACUGAGGUAAACGAGUUGUAUCAUUUGUUGUGGAAUUUGUAAUUUUUUGAUUUGUACCGUGUAAAUUUGGAUGAGUGGUUUGUAUCUGGACUACUACUCAUUUCUCCUGUUAUUUUUGGA
Ananas comosus (pineapple) is the source of this 2878-nucleotide messenger RNA. Its product is annotated as probable LRR receptor-like serine/threonine-protein kinase At2g16250. Bases 109 to 2487 code for a protein of 792 amino acids. The transcript is spliced from 4 exons. The record is from RefSeq and is a predicted model, not a curated record. Lineage: Eukaryota; Viridiplantae; Streptophyta; Magnoliopsida; Poales; Bromeliaceae. Gene Ontology annotation, biological process: protein phosphorylation. Gene Ontology annotation, molecular function: protein kinase activity; ATP binding; protein binding.